UGUGAGUUCUUUAUCAAGAGACACGAUGCCAAAUGAAUGGCAACAAUUCUUGAUAUUUCUUGUAUAGUUCUGUGCUUUGGUAUCAUUUUUAGACAGAGUUCUGGCGUUUAAACGUGUGCAUAUACUUUUAUAUACCCGAAAUCAGCACGACCCUUGAAUGAAGGUGUUGUGUUCGACAGUUAUGACAAUUCCGGCGACAAUUGUCGAUAAUUUUUGUAUAAUUCUGUGCUUUGAUAUCGUUUUUGAACGGAGUUCUGGAGGUUAAAUUUUUAAUUAUUCUAAUUUUUGUUAUACAUUGCAUAAAAUUGUUGUUUUAUAAAAUUGAAUUCUUAUCGAUAUGUAUGUACAUAUUUUGAUAUAUGAAAAAAUAUGCGUAACGUGUUUCGCAUCGAAUGGAAUUUUUAAACGUUGCUAAUAUCAGAGAGAAGCCUUCUCUCUGCUGAUAUAGAGACCAUAGAGUGUGUUCAGGCCUUCAGAGAGACGCUAUCAGCAUCAUCUAUCUUUGUUCUACUUUUAAUGAGUAAUGAAGAUAGACUGAUUUCUUGGCUGCGUUCCAUUUGGCGCUCACACUCACACCGCUGUGAGGGGAGCAUCAUUUCAUUUUUGUUGUUCAUCAUGAUUAAACAAGGACAAAUGAUGUUUACAAGCGCUGUAAGCGCCAAAGGGAACGCAGUCUUUGUUGGUUACCGAUAGCGUGGUAGCGUCUCCCCGAACGCACUCAUAAUUGAUCAUGUUUUGAUUCGCCUGUCGCCAUAAUAUUGAUACAUUUAUCUUUGCAUCUUAAUAUUUGAUUUUAUUUACAAAUAAACAUUGUUUCUAACAAGCAUAAACCGAAUCGUCCGUGUCCAAAGAGACGGGUGUCUUACAGAAGAACAAGUAUAUGGUAAAGGCAUGAUAGUCAUCCUAACCUAGUCAUCAACUUCAAUGCAACUUUAAUCCCGCGCAGGGGUGACCGUACCAUCAUUUGGGCAUAGUGAACCUACGCGGAUCCGAGCUCAUUAUUAUACGGACAAACACAUACACAUAUUUACAUAACAGUGUAAUAAAACCAGUGAAAGAGUCUGAGAGAAGUCCCGGUGUUAUACGUGCCGCAGAUCUGAUCUAAACUAAAAAUGGAACAGGCUUUAUGUUCCCACAAGAGCAUCACAUGGGAGAUCACGGACAAUUCUGUCGCAGGCAGAAUGAUCGACAACUCUUUGAUGCAUAAAUUCAAACAAUUGCGGAGAAUUCGAAGGAGAACUAAAGUGCUCAAUGCUGAAAUAAAGAAAGACUGCGGCAUGAAGGAGUACAAACGUUACAUAGAACUAAAGACUAAUGUGCUACGAAACGUGAUAAAUGACACCGACACUAGUGAUAGUAGCAAUCUCACUGACGUUGACUAUGAUAUUAUAUAUAGCUCGCCAUCGAAACGGGCUAAAUAUAUGACCAAGAAUUCCGAGAGGUAUCGUUUCACCAGUGAAGAAGAGUGUGAAAGCUACAAGAGGCUAAAAGGCUGUAAAAAGAGAAGUAGCAAAGACAGAAAUAUUAAAAAAAGAAAAGAAACAAAAUUGUCCCAGGUGAAGCAUACUUCAGAAUCUGAAGAAUGUGUCAACACAGGUUGGCAACAAAUUGUAAAACAUGACAGUAACAUAUCACGUAAUUUGCAAAAACAAAUGCACACAAGUACCUUGGAUAAUGAAGAAAGCAUUUUGGAGGAUAAUAAUCGUCUUGACGUUCGAUCUAGUGAGCAAGUUUUUUCUUCACAACUCGUGUCUGAAAAUUGUAUGACAUCUGCUGUAACAAAAUCUAGAAAGAAACACACAAAGCAGGAGCACAGAGAUUCUAAUGCAAUGGACAAUGAAUUGAAUUGUAAAGAUAACACAGUAUCCAAUAAAACAAAAUGUGUAGGAAAAAGAAAAAUACGGAAUAACAAAAAUCAAAGUGUGGCAAUCAAUAUUGAAUUUAAUUCACAUGAUUCAAAGUAUCGGCCGUUAGCCACUGAAGAAAAUAAUGAGUCAAAGAGUGAAUUAAACACUCUUGUUAGAUCAGAAGGUAACGAUAAUAAAUUAACAGUAAUUAAUAAAAAUUUAAUUAAGAAUCACAAUGAUACAUGUGUAAGUCACAGACCAGAAUUAUUAAAGAAUGUUAAAAGGAAUUUGAUAUCUGUAUUGGAAACAGCUGAUGUUGCAAAUAGUGAUAAGGAUGUUGAAACAGAUAAAAAUGUAGACAAAGAUGAAUUAAAUUAUGAUCAGUUAUAUUCAGCCAUUGCAAUUGUUGAUCAACACAGUACACUGUUAAAUAAAAUACAAACUAAGAAAAAAGAUUUAUCGCCAGAUGCUUCAUCACUAGACCAACAAAAAGAUUCUGGAAUCGAUGAAGAUACGCAAGAUAAAUUUGUCAAAGGCAAAAAAUGUAAUAAUAAUAUUCCAAUGACCCAGAAUAUUAAAAAAAACAUAGAAAAAAUACAUAUUUCCUCUCAACGACUGAAGAAGAUUGACGAAGUAGUUGAAACAAUGAAAAAUUGUAAGGAGAAUGUAAAGGACGUGCAUUUGAUAUUUAACGAUGACAUUUUAGAAAAACAAAUUAGUGAAGAAAAGCACAAACAUUUUACAAAAGCAAAAGAUUCAAGUGACCAACAGUUGCUAUCUCCUGAAAAAGAUGACAUAAAGGAUGCUUAUUCAGAGUCCUGUGAUCAUAUUCAAGAGAAAGAAGAUAACAGAGAAGCAAGGAAGCUCGCUAGAGAAAAAAUCUCUCUUAAAUUAAGUAAGGUCGAUAAGGAUGCAGGGGUUUCUUCAGUUAAUCACAAAGAAAAACGAGAUAGCGAAGAAGAAAGGGAGUCCUCUGGAAUAACAAUAAAUUCUCAUCAAUUAAAUCAGAGUGGCGAUGUCAUAGAGAUUUAUGCGACAAAUCACGAAGAUCAAAAUCAUUCUUUACAAUCAGAAAAUUUGUGCGAUAUUCAAAAGCAAACUCUACUAUCUUCUAAAGAAAAUCAUAUGAAAGAUGUACGUUUCAACGAAGAGAAGGAAGAAAAACAUUUCUUUCAAUUAAAACAGACUGAUAAUAAUACUAAUAUGCAAUUAACAAAUCAAGAAGAUAAGACUUGCAUAGAACUAGAGAUUACACAUGAUACACAAAAGCAGCAUUUGUUACCUAAAGUUACGUGUACUGAAAUUCUCGACAGAAGAUAUAAAAUAAUCGACAAAAAAGAUGUCGAAAAUAAUAUUGAGAACAUUGAUAAUAUUAAUAAUAAUAUGGACGCUGUCAAUGAAUGUAUUCCAAAAAAGAAUGAAUUAAUACAUUGUCCAGAUGUCAUCAGUGAGCAAAAAAUAGUAAUAAAUGAGGAAGAGGAAAUUGAUACGCCAUUAUUAAAUGAAAAAGAUAAUGAAGAAGAUAACAUAAAUUAUAUGUCGCCUCAAACUAGAAAACGACUUGAGCAGCAAGCGAAAUUGAAUCUAGUUGUGGACAGUGAUUCCAGUGAAAGCGAUGACGAUUAUGUAAUCACUAAAAGAUCGCGACACGUUAAUAAUUCACAUACAAACUGUUACAGCGAAGAUAAAUUGAAUGAUGAAACCAAUGGCACUUCUAAACAAACGAAAAUAAACAUUUCAGACGGUGAAAAUAUUUGUGAGGACAUUUUUGUACACAAGGAGGCUACAUCAAAAGUAGUAGAACUGGAAUCAACGAAUAUAAAGGAAAAAAUAAAGAAAAAAGCAGAAUCGAUAACAAGAUGUACAAAUGAAAAUAACGAUUCGUUUCAAUUUACGACAAACAAAGAUCCACUAGAGGAAACGCAAUAUUAUGAAAAUGUAUAUAAUGAUGAUGACCAAAACCAAAAUGGAAACUUUCAACCAAGAGUUUCUGAAAACAAUGUUACGUGCAAUGACGAGGAUUCUAUUAAUCAACUUCAAAGACAGAAACAAUCUUCUUUGUCAGAUAAAGAAAAUAUGUAUAGUAAAAAUAAUCAAAAUGAACAAAUAAUAAAUACUGAACUUGGAACGAGACAUGCAUCUGAAUAUGAGCAAAGUACACAAACGUCAACCAAAUGUUUAAGUGCACAACUUAAUAUCUCUAGCCAAUAUAGACCAUGUAAUUUACAACAGCUAGUUGAAGAUCAACAAUUACUUGUGGAAACAAUACCAGCGAGUUUUACAUUGACCGAUAUUUCUGAGGACGAAGAAGCUUUUCUCUUAAACAUUCCAAGCAAGGUAGUGCAAUGCAACUUGCAAGAUCAAAUACUAACAAUAAAAACAAAAUCGAUAAAAUUCAAUGAAAUUAAGUAUAAAAUUGUUUGCAAAGAAGUGAGUACUACAUCUUGCAUUUUUGCUACUGGUAAAACUCGAAAACCUUACAAGAUAGUAAAUAUUAAAAAUAUUAGUACUAUUACUGUACGAGAAAAAUUACAAGAUUCGAGAAAGUCAGACGUAUCAAAUUCUUCUAUUACUGUUUCUCCUGUAUCAAAAUCGCUAAAAAAGAAUCGACGAAUAGAUAAAAUACAUGCAAACGUGCAAAAAAUCUCAAAGCGCAAGAAGUGCAAACUAAAAGAUUCUAAAACAGGAUGUCUGUGAUGAAGAAAGGAUAAAUAAUAUUAUUUAAUUUUCAUAAACCUUAUCUGUAAAAAAUAAUUAAAAAAGAUGUAAAUAUGUAAAA
Molecule: messenger RNA, 4626 nt
Organism: Monomorium pharaonis (pharaoh ant)
Lineage: Eukaryota; Metazoa; Arthropoda; Insecta; Hymenoptera; Formicidae
Product: protein PFC0760c
Exons: 7
Coding region: 1113-4544 (1143 amino acids)
Source: RefSeq, a predicted model, not a curated record